Messenger RNA from Sinocyclocheilus anshuiensis, 4500 nucleotides. RefSeq names its product signal transducer and activator of transcription 1-alpha/beta-like. The record is from RefSeq and is a predicted model, not a curated record. Gene Ontology annotation, biological process: signal transduction; regulation of DNA-templated transcription. The transcript has 25 exons. NCBI's taxonomy places the organism in Eukaryota, Metazoa, Chordata, Actinopteri, Cypriniformes, Cyprinidae. Gene Ontology annotation, molecular function: DNA-binding transcription factor activity; DNA binding. Bases 185 to 2437 code for a protein of 750 amino acids.
CACACACAGCUCCUCGCGCAGAAGGAGUCGGAACUACUGGGAAAUCAAUAACAAAUCGACAAUAACAGGGAACUGGCCUGUACUUCCGCGUUAUUCUGCUGCUGUGGAAGACAAAUUAAAUAUAUCCGCGGAUUCGUACUUUUACCGGAUUCGGAUAACGUUAGGAGCCCACAGAGUUGCAGAAAUGAGUCAGUGGUUGGAUCUUCAACAACUGGAUUCAAAGUUUUUGGAACAGGUCGACCAGCUGUACGAUGACAGCUUUCCAAUGGCCAUCCGGCAGUACCUCAGCAGCUGGAUAGAAAGCCACGACUGGGACCAUGUUGCUAAUGUGGAGAAUGAGUCUCUGGCCACCGUGAGGUUUCAUGAUCUUUUGACCCAGUUGGAUCACCAACACAGCCGCUUCGCGAUGGAGAAAGACUUCCUGAACCAGCACAACAUCCGCAAGAUCAAGAGGAACUUGCAGAGCCUCUUCCAAGACAAUCCUGUUUCCAUGGCGAUGAUCAUCAGUAGGAACCUUAGCGAGGAAAGGAAGAUUCUGGCCGCUGCCCAAGUGUCAGAGAAUCGAACCGAAAGCACCCAAAAUGACAUGAUCGUGGAGAAACAUCGAGAAAUGGAUGGAAGGGUGAAAGACAUAAAGAUGAAAGUACAGGACACAGAGCAGACUAUCAAAAAUCUAGAAGACCAGCAAGACGAAUACGACUUCAAGAGCAAAACUCUACAAAGCAGAGAGGAACUGAACGGGACCAUUUCAAAGGAAGACCUGAACCGUGAGAGACUGACUAUCCAUGCCAUGUUUAUGAAACUCAACGACACAAGAAUGAAAGUGAUCAGUCAGAUGUCAGAGGUGUUAAACAAUAUGGAUCCGGUGGUCUUUGAGCUAAUCUCAACAGAACUGGCCGAAUGGAGACACCGUCAACAGAUGGCUUGCAUCGGUGGACUAACCAAUGUCUGCUUGGACCAGCUGCAGAACUGGUUUACUUCUCUAGGAGAAUCUCUGCUUCAGCUCAGGCAGCAGCUCAAGAAACUUCUGGAGCUGGAGCAGAAAUUCACAUACGACAACGAUCCCAUCACCCUCAGCAAAAGCACUCUGGACGACAGGAUCAUGUUGAACCUCAAAAAUCUCAUCACAAACUCCUUGGUAGUCGAGCGACAGCCAUGCAUGCCGACCCAACUGCAAAGACCUUUGGUGCUGAAGACGGGUGUUCUGUUCACCCUCAAAUUACGGCUGCUCAUAAAACUUCAGGAAUUCAACCACACUGUUCGGGUGAAGGUGCAAUUUGACAAGGAUAUCGUUGAGAAACGUAAAGGGUUUCGCAUGUUCAACAUCUUGGGAACGGCCAUGAAGGUGAUGAACAUGGAGGAAUCCAAUGGGAUGGCAGCAGAAUUCCGUCAUCUGCAACUGAAAGAGAAGAAAGUUACCGGAAACAGAACAAGUGAGGGCCCUCUGAUCGUCACGGAGGAACUUCACUCCAUCACCUUUGAGGCUGAGCUCUGCUGGUCAGGAAUGGUCAUGAACUUUGAGGCCACGUCUCUGCCCAUAGUCGUGAUCUCCAACGUCAUUCAGCUCCCCAGUGGAUGGGCCUCCAUCAUGUGGUACAACAUGCUGACUUCUGAGCCAAAGAACCUUUCGUUCUUCGUGACUCCUCCUUCAGCCACGUGGGGGCAUCUAGAGGAGGUGCUGAGCUGGCAGUUCUCCUCCAUCACCAAAAGGGGUCUUAAUCAAGAGCAGUUAAACAUGCUGGGUACCAAACUCCUUGGACCUAAAGCGGUGAUGGAUCCUGAAGCUCAGAUUCCUUGGAAUAGAUUCUGCAAGUCUGGCAGUGAGAAGAACUUCACCUUCUGGCUGUGGAUUGAAGGAAUUUUGGACUUAAUAAAGAGACACCUGCUGAGUCUGUGGGACGAUGGCUGUAUAAUGGGCUUUGUGACCAAGGACCGAACUAAAGCUCUGCUACAUGAAAAAGCUUCCGGGACAUUUCUGUUGCGCUUCAGUGAGAGCAACCGUGAUGGAGCCAUCACAUUCAGCUGGGUUGAACACGACGCAAACGAAGAGCCACAGAUUCGCUCCGUGGAGCCCUACACGAAGAAGGAACUCUCUGCCGUCUCACUUCCUGAUAUCAUUCGCAAUUAUCGCGUGAUGGCGGCCGACAACGUCCCAGAAAACCCUCUGCGCUUCCUAUAUCCCAGUAUACCCAAAGACGAGGCCUUCAAAAAAUACUACUCCAAACCUACCGACAAGCAAGAACCAAUGGAUGUGGAUAAGAAGUCACAUGAGGGAUACAUAAGCACCACUCUCAUCUCCAUCUCUGAAAUGCUGCCACAAGACUAUAACGACACACUCAUGCCAAUGUCGCCUGAGGUUUACGGCGAGCUGGAGCGCAUGAACCGAUAUGUCACCGAUUCGUUAAAUUUUGAGCCCUCAGACUUAAGUCUCUCGUAAGUGACCUGAAAGGACAGAUGAUGCAGAAAAAAUAGAAAUGUUUCCUUCAUUCUGUGUUUUUUCUAUAAUGCAAAUGAAAGAGGAACAUCUAGUCCAGGUAUAGCCAUUGGGUUUAGUUGUCCUCUCUUUUUCAUUAUAACGUUAUUUGAAAAACACUGUAUACGCUGUCAACUAUAGCAUAAAGACAACCAAACAGAUCGAAUUAACCCCCAUAGUAAUGCUACUGUUACCACAGCACUCAUUCUCGAAAACUUUUUAGACAGUGAAGUUGUGAAUGAAUAGCACUUCAUUUUCUUAGAUGCCAAGUAAUAGAAACGGAGGAGAAAGUGAACAAAAAAGCUAGAUGGAUAAAUUUCACAAAAUCUUAUUUUCUGUAAAGAAAAUUAAACCUAGUUUUUAGGACUAAUAAGAUUUUUUAAGAGUUUAAUUUACUUUUACUGUAAUGCAAUCAAAUAUUUUAUUUAAAUGAAUGUGACAAAACUUUUAAUUCUAAAACAUUACAUAAGAGCAGUAUAUGUCAUACUGCCUUGGAUUUUUGUAUUCAAAUCAGAAUCAAUUAUUGUAGUACAGGAAUUUAACUGUAAUAACAAAAUUACUGUAUUACAGUAAUAAAAAUACAUUAUGAAAAUAAUGUGAACGAACAAAAACAAAACACAAUGGUCCUCAACAAAACUGGUCCUAAAAUAGGCUUUCUUUUCUUUGUUUCUUCUGUUUGGUUUUGGGAUAAAACACCCCAAAGAUUCAUCCAGAAAGAACUAUGACAUGCAGGAGUUCAGGUCUGAUUAAACCUUUUAAGAUGCUAGGUGUUUACUUUCCAAACACCGUUUCUAAAUAUGUGAAAAAAAAAGACCAGUUUUCUUGAGAUUUUCUUUAACUUGCUGGUGCUCUAUUAGUGUUAUGUUCAAUUAAUGCACUUAAUGUUGUCAUUUCUCACGUUUGCACUGGAUUGUACUGCUGUGUUUAAUUACAGAGCAAUAUUUGUUUUUGUCUUAUUUGUUUUGGACAUGAUAGAAAGUUAUUACUGUAGGAAUCCAUCUUGUUUGGAAUGACUUAAACAUCUGCACCUUAGAAACUUUCGGCACAGACCAACAAUACGCAAACCCCACAUUGGCGAAAGAAAAGUUAUUGUGUACGAAUGUGUGAAAAACGUUAAAAACAGAUAAACAUAUAAAUGUUGAAAAAACGUUGCAAAAAUAUUUUAAAAUGGCAAAAAAUUACAUCUUUGAGAUAUCCAUUGAAUGGAUAUCUGUCUGAUGGAUGUACAGCUACAAGAUAAGAAAAAUGAAUAUCAAAAGCUAUGUAUGUUCAAAGUCUUUAUUGUUUUUAUCUAGUAUUUCUUGUGUGGAAUAUAUUGAUCAGCUUUGACAUUAAAUUCAAACAAAUCUAGAACAUCUACAGCAUAGCAUAGUUAAAUAAUAAAAGCAAAUUAAAAGGAAAUAUCACAACAACAACAAUGCAAUACAUUCAUAGCAGUAAUAAACAAAUGCAGAAAAAAUUCGUAACAGCUUUCUCCGCAAAAACAAGAAAUUACACAAUGCAACAAAAAUGGAGUAAAAUAUGACAAGGUUAACGAACGAAGUUGGAUACGAUCAGUGACCUACUUUUGUUUGUACUGUUGAGUCUCUUGGUUGAGUUGCUUCAAUUUUUUUCCAAUAAAUAAAUUGUCCUCAGUUAAUUGUGUACAUCCACACACACACACACACACACACACACACAUUACAAAACACAUUUACAAUACUUUAACAACAGUGUCCCACUAGAAAAUAUUCACAUAGUUGAGAUCGACUUAGCUUUGGAGGUUUUUCCAAGUAUACGCGCGCCUCUGUCGUCCGUACUGUACAUUAGAACAAUCAAUGUGCUUUUCCGCAUACAAUGUGCUUAUAGACAUGAAACCAACCGUUUAUGAAGUUACUUCACCAAAUUACACAACUGACGGGACAUGUUUAGACUACAUUUUGACCAUAGCAGUCAGUGUUAAUUCCAGUGCAUUUUUGUUUGUUUAUAUUCGACUUUCAAUCUUAUUUGUCAUUUCACCAUGUACUGAGAAUAAAACAGAAAAUGAU